AUGUCGGCGUCAGACAAUCAUAAAAAUGUUUAUGUUUUGAAUCAAACAAAUCAAUUAAAAGGGUUGUUUACGAUCAUUCGUGAUCGAACGAAGCCUCGUGUAAGUAUUUAUUUGGACGCUGAACUUAGCAGCGACACCUACUCUGGGAAUGAUUACGCUGUAAAUGAUACAAUCAUUCGUUUAAUCGUGGAAGAAGGGCUCAAUCAUCUGCCAGUUUCACCGGCACAAGUGACGACUGCACAAAACGUGAAGUUUGAUGGUGUAGUUUUUGAUGGAAGAAUCUGUGGUGUUAGCAUUAUGAGAGCCGGCGAAAGUAUGGAGCAAGGUUUGCGCGACUGCUGUCGUUCGGUGCGUAUUGGCAAGAUCUUAAUUCAGCGGGACGAAGAGUCUCAAGAACCCGUCCUUCAUUAUAAAAAACUUCCAGAGGAUAUUGCCGAUCGUUAUGUCUUGCUGCUAGACCCAAUGCUUGCUACUGGUGGUUCUGCCAUGUGUGCCAUGGACGUUCUGAUUGGCAUGGGCUGUAAGCAGGAGCAAAUUAUCUUUCUUAAUGUCAUUGCUUCUCCGGAAGGCCUCUACAAUGUACACCAGCGUUUCCCAAAAAUUCGGAUUGUCACAGCUGUCGUAGAUGAAGGUCUUGACAGUAAAGGUUAUAUUACUCCUGGACUGGGUGACUUUGGUGACAUUUAUUUUGGAACAAAAGCUUAA
Molecule: messenger RNA, 705 nt
Organism: Schizosaccharomyces cryophilus OY26
Lineage: Eukaryota; Fungi; Ascomycota; Schizosaccharomycetes; Schizosaccharomycetales; Schizosaccharomycetaceae
Product: uracil phosphoribosyltransferase
Exons: 3
Coding region: 1-705 (234 amino acids)
Source: RefSeq, a predicted model, not a curated record